Molecule: messenger RNA, 3086 nt
Organism: Anopheles coustani
Lineage: Eukaryota; Metazoa; Arthropoda; Insecta; Diptera; Culicidae
Gene: eco
Product: N-acetyltransferase eco
Exons: 4
Coding region: 130-2874 (914 amino acids)
Biological process (GO): mitotic sister chromatid cohesion
Cellular component (GO): nucleus; chromatin
Molecular function (GO): protein-lysine-acetyltransferase activity
Source: RefSeq, a predicted model, not a curated record
GGUUUUGGAGUGUAAUUAUUGCAUCGUCAAAGCAGAGUUUUAAUAAAAGGAUGUAAAAAAAAAUUUGUGAAGAUCAAUCUGAAGUCGGUACGAUUGAAUGUGAACGAUAUUCGAUGAAAGUUGGUGAAAAUGGAGACUCCGCGUUCGGUAACCCGAGUUCUAAGACCACACGCUGGAACACCGAAAUUAUCCAGCAGAAAGAAAUCUCUCUUUGGAAAGGAUGAUAGCAAUGAAUCUGAUUUGGGACCGAUUACUCCGCUUCGAUUUGGCAGUAACCGAAACACUGCUAAACCAAACACUACUCUGAAUAACAUCACAUCAUUCCGAAAUCUCUUUGGCAACGAAUCUCCCGAAAGUGAACGUUCCUUGUCUCCCGAUUUCGCCCAACGGUAUACAAACAAUGGGCGCUACGAGCUGCUUACGGAGGGGCAUGAUAAGGAAAAUCAGCACGCGGUCGAUGAAGAGACACGCUUCUCGUUUCACAGCAUCCCGGCGACGCCGAGCGGGCGGCUUAGUGCUGAGGAGAGUGCACUUCUCGAUGAAAGCAAUUCUAACUCCUUAUCCGUCCAGAUGAGUUCCGACCUGAAUCUAAUAGAAAAACGGACACUCCGGACGCCCGGUGUUACGACACGCAAUUCCAUGAAAAAAGGUUCGCAAGUGCGAUCAGUCGAACCUUCGUUUCGCAGGACGAACGAACAAGAAAAAAGUACAAAUGAUGCCACACCCAACACCAGUAUUCCGGUGCACCGUUGUCAUACUUCCACUCGAUCCGCUGUUAAGGCGCGCACAGCCUUACAUUUCAACGAUAUUCAGACCAUACCGACAAAAUCGUUCUAUGCUUCUUCGAUGAGUGAAAACAGACAAAAUAUUGACCAGCCCACUUCGGUGUCCGCUACGGAGGUGAAACGCACCGCGGAAGAAGUAUCACCGCCGGCAGUCGUAACAAAACCAACUGUCCCUACCGGGAAAACUCCCCGCAAACUGGGCUCUAUGCGCAAACGUUCGAAAUCGUUCUCAUCCAACGCACCGCGCCUUGGUCAGCGGGGAGUUGUCCAUAAGAUACGUAAACCAUCUAAGAAGUCGUCUCCGAAGGAAAGCCAGAAAGAAUCGAAAAAACGUGAGAAACAAAACAGUAAGCAAUCGCAAAAAAAUCGUGCGAUUGCCGGUAGAACGAAAAGUUGCCCGACAACACCGAAAGGCACCGGGGAGAAACAGUUGGAUAAAGAUGAUUUCAUCCAGAAGCUACAGCGCGUGAAAGACAUGCUCGAGCAAGGUCAAACCCGUUUGCAACGGGCUCGUCCACUGUCGAUGACACGAUCGAUGACAGAUCUGAGCAAAGCGACCCAAUCCUGCGGAGAAGAAGCUGACUCGUCCUCAUCGGAAGACGAAGAUUCAGAUAUGGAAGAGAGCCAAGGGCAGAACCGUAAAUUCUUCCGCUCUCGCAGUGGGUCCCGUAAUCAGCGUAAAGUGUACAAUCACUUCAACUCUAUCUCGCUGCUGGUGCGUAAAGGUGGUAAGCGGAAGCUAAUCGACUUUCCCCAGACUCCCAAGCGUCGCAGGACGGAUUUCGAAAAGCAGGAUUACUUUGAUUUUGAGACCGAACAACAGGAGGUGGAUGAUUUAAUCAACCGACUCGACCAGCGUGGGAGCUACGCCCAAGAGGGGGAGGACUAUGCCUAUCAGCAGCAGCAACAGCCGCACGAAGCUAUUAUUGAGAACGAGGAUGCGAUCAAUUACGGUGACGACGAACCGAUACCAAUCCAAUCGAACGUGAUUUACGUCACGAUGGACGAUUACAUCGUAGAUGAGACACAAAUGGAUAGUAUGACGGUUUAUGAGGAGUCGAUGCACAGCAGUCAAACCAUCAUCGUGCGGCAUGAUGAUCCCAGCCAGAUGGUUGCACAAAACGAUGCUAAUCUUCACUCGGCUAUGAACGUGGACUACUGUGCCGAUUAUGGUUUGCCGCAGAUUACCCAAACCCAGUGGAUCAUGGAAGAUACUUUGCAAACGACGAACACCACCACCACCACCACCACAACCAACGAAAGCAGCACGAUGUAUUAUCCCAUCUUUUACCGUGACCGAGUGAAGGAUCUGUGGCAACAGGAGAAGCAAUCUUCCACGAGUGAUCCGCCCCAGAUGGACGUGUUUCAUGCCCUACGGCAGCAGGAUCGCGCACACAAACAACAACAACGGCACGGGACCGGUGUGGACCAGUAUCAACUCGAUGCUGGUCAGCGAGCGUACGGUGCGGUGCAGUGCACGGAAUGUGGCCUCACCUACUCAAGACACGAACCAGAGGAGGAGCUAAUCCAUGACAAUUUCCAUCGCUCCCAUGCGAAACUCACGUUUGCCGGUUGGUCCAACGAACACAUCGUAACGCAGGUCCCAGAAUGGGACGUUACGGGCCGAAUCAUAGUGGUAUCGCAGGUUGAUAGCCGGCAGUGGCUCGCGAAGGUACAAUCUAUCCUGGAGGUAGUGGAUACUGAGUUGGGAUUCGCCACGUACGGUGAACUCCCGGAGGGUGGCUGCGUAUAUCUGGCCAUUGCUCGUUCGACGGUGCUCGGUGUUUGCGUGGUCCAGCCGCUGCAGUAUGCCAACCGGAUGAUCACCAUCGACGGACUGCACGGCGCCCCAAUCGAUUGCUAUUCGACCGAGUUCUAUCCCGCCAAAUGUGGUAUAUCACGGAUUUGGGUUUCACCCAAAUAUCGACGACUCGGGGUCGGUCGGACGCUCCUGACGGCCAUCAAACGGCACUACAUCUUCGGGUACGUGAUGCGCUCCGAGGAAAUCGCAUUUGGCGCACCGACGGAGAGUGGCAGACUGUUUGCCGAAUCGGUCACUGGCCAGAAAGAUUUCCUGGUCUACCUGUAAAUGCUCAGCAGCCUGUCGGUCAGGUGUGUUACGUGCCAGCGAGAACAAGCAUUCAAUUUAUUAUGUAGGUCGUGUUUGGUUUCUAUCAUAUUUACAUUUGUUCUGUUUUUUUUUCUUUAUUUUUGUCUAAACCUACCAAUUAAGAAACACAAAAGAAGCUUUUAAACCCGGUCAGCGAAUUAUGAGUGGCAAGAAAUAAAGAGUAUCACGAU